AAUCUCCUGUUUGGCCUCCUCCUAGUUCGUUCUUUCUCCCUCCACUGUGAGACUGACCGUCCGUCCCUUGCGGGUGGCGCAUUCACUAUUCUUAAGCCCUCCGAGGCUACCACUACUACUCUCCUCAACUGUUUGGAAAAACAUUCAUACCCAUACCGAUUCAUUCCAUUCCAUUGCGUCUUCGCUCGCUGUCCCGCCUUAUUCCUAACCUACUCCUCCGCGACAUCCACGACCUCCACGAUCUCCCAAUCUUCUUCCUCCAAAUUCUUCCACAGCCUUCACAAUGGAAAAGAAGCGGUCGAGUCGUCGAAUUUCCUCGCUCUUCAGCCUGGGAGGUUCCGAUUCUGGUGCAGGUUCCGCCGGUUCAUCCGAAUCAAGCAGUCGCCUUACCAAGGUGAAGAAUCGCAUCUCGUCCGCAACACACCUCACGCCCGAGUAUCCCCCACCACCGCCCCCAAAACAACAUGGAAAUACUCUCCAGCCUACCAUUCACCCCGUUGAGUCUGCGCCGGCCGCACUCGAUCCUCCACCCCCAAUUUCGUCCGCUGCAAACUCUCGCUCUAGCUCACCCGCCCGCCCCGCCUCUACGACCCGUUCCGGUAGCCGACCAGGAAGCCAGACAACAAGUCGACCUGGAACACGAGACGGCUUAAGAGACAACUAUGGCGGUGCAGGGUUACAGGUGCCUGCAACUGGCGAGACAAAACUGCGAAAAUUGAAGAGGCGAAGCGGACUCUUUGGCGGAGCCCAGACCAGCGACGAGGGGGUCCAUGAAACUUCAGGUCGAGGUCCGGUGAAAGGCCAUGCAAAUAUUCCCGGUGGACCUCUAGCAUGGAUAAUUGGUCACAGCGGGCAAGUCCCGUACAAUCUCACUAUGCUCCUGAAUGGAGAAAAGGUUGACGAGCUAUGGGACGACCAGGGUGAUACUCUGGUAUAUCUAUUCCCGCGUACGUCUGGAAAGGGACCUUCCUUCCGCAUCGAUUCUUCACUAUACGCAGAUUCCCUCUACAUGACCAAACUCGUGCAUGGGUCUCUAUACAGCGAACCCGCUCACGGCACAAAUCAUGACGUAGAAGCCCCAGAGCGAUCUGAGACGUUCCCAUCUAUUCGAACCGAAUCCCCUGAGCCUGUUGUCAAUGGAAGCAGUUCCGAUGGAUCGAAGGGAUCACGAGCUCUCAGCGAUGCCACAGAGGACGAUCAUUCCGAGAAACACCUGUACCUACCUAUUCAAUUGAGCACCGACCAAGCUGCAAUCACACCCAGCGCGCAGGAACCAAGGCUCUCAACGAAGGACAUUGACACCCUGAUCACAUAUCGUAACUUCAUCGCUUUUCUCAUGGGCCAGUCCUUGGUUGCGACAGAGCGACAUCACGGAAUCUUCGAAAUCUUCUUGCGAAUCUCUGAUAUCCUUAACCACUAUCAGUUUUCGAACGUCGAUGGGUCGACGUAUGGCGAGAUCGCUUCUUCAAGUUUUGACAGCUAUGUGGAUGAACUCGCCCUCGCCGAUGUUCGCAGCAGCCGGGAGAAAACAAUUGAAGCUAUCGUCCUCGGAGAGCACAUGCGGUCUAUGGUUCUAUAUACAGAAGGCUUCGUGCACGCGGCAGGGAAAUUGGACAGCAUUAAGGAGCUUAACCAUCCUAAAUAUGAGAUGAUCAGCCCCAAAACCAGCACAAGACUCGCUCGUGCGGCCAUGGACCUGGAAAUGCGUACGAAGAACAUCGACACCAAGUUGACCGAUUUCGACUUCCCAGCGAUAUUCUCUGGCUUGAUGAACAGCGAUACCGCGGAUGAAAAGAAGUUGAUUCGCUUUAAGAAUUGGAGGGCCUCGUUCAUGUCAUGCAGGUCGUUCGCUAUUGACUAUUAUAAGAGCAAGUACGGAUCAUGGCUUCCCAAAGCCAAGUCGAAGAAGAACAACCUCACGACCAGCGGCUUGAAUCGACUUGUCUUACUAGAAAUCUAUCGCGACUUGUCUACAUUGUACGACCUCCUCGCUGAUCGUACCAACUUAACCACACGCACAGCCGAUGGAUUCACCACAGAAGAUGAGGGAACUGGUUUCGAGUGCAUUGCCUAUCGUGCGUUGCGGAAGGUUUUGAGCGAAUAUGAUCGAAGCGUACCUCCAGUGCAGCCGCCCAUUCCUUUCGAUCUACCACUGUUCCCGACCUUGAAGGGCAUCAAGAGCGACUACCCUUCCAACGACCCCAAGAAGGACGCUAAAGCCCGCAGCAAGAAGCUCAAAUCCGACGAGAUUGCGCGUAUCAUGAAACGGUCACACAACCCUGACGCUGAGCAGCAGACCGCUUUCUUAGAGGCUUUCCGUGCGUUCGAGCACAAGCAGGCAAGCGGCAGCACGAUGGACGAGUUGUGGGAAAUGCGGACAGGCCACUGGCUGUUCCUCUACGCCGUGAUCCAGUCACUACCCAUGUUGGUCAUCGAUGCGCCGGGUGUGCGCUACACACAAGGCGUUGAGUACUUCCUCUGCGAGCCGCCUAGGUCGGGUGCCCCUUGGGGAAGAGACGAUACGACCAGGGCCCGUACUUGGUUCGGAGUCGCUGGUGGAACGCAAGUUGUCAGCCUUCCGACUGACAUUGUUCAGCACGGCGUUGAAGGCGUUUUCCGUCGCUCGCACUGUUGGGCCAUGGCAGAGAAGUGGUCCCAGUAUGAUGUCCUUCUGAAUGCUGCAGUCCAAGAGUCGAUGAACUCAGCACCACUACCGCCCCCGCCCGGAGGCAUGCUGGCAGCGAACGGCGCCCCGAGGGCCCGCUCAUCCAGCCCAGAUCGACGACGCGAGUCCGUCAUGGACUUCGGCUUGGAAGCGCUACCCGUGCCAGCCGGUCCCGCCAAUCCGCUCGUUAUGCGACCUGCUUCUAGCAACGAUCCAAGCAAGACCUUCGAUGCGAUUCUGCAAUCGGCCGAACUGCAGCAGACGCCGCCAAAAGGAAAGAAGAAGAAAUGAGCCACGAACAUAUAGCAUAGACCCCGGAUUCGAAAUGUUGCACAUACAUCAUGUGUACAUAUAUUGUAGACAUACACCACGAAUUCUGUAUAUGGUAUCGAACAUAAAAAGGGGUAAAAAGAUGAGCGCAGCGUAAUCAUUGUAUAGUUAAUAUCCUUUUCGUUUCCUUCAUUAUUCCCGCAUGGCAUUUGCAUAUCAGAAAAAAAGCGGAUGGGAUCAGUCAAUUGUCCUUGACGACGUUGGGUGACCAACGCAUUCAUGUUCCAUAACAGGUACACAUAGAAUAUAUACAACUACAGAGGGUAGUAGAACCUCGAGAUUAGAAAGUAUAUACGAAAAGAAGUA
Molecule: messenger RNA, 3301 nt
Organism: Aaosphaeria arxii CBS 175.79
Lineage: Eukaryota; Fungi; Ascomycota; Dothideomycetes; Pleosporales
Exons: 2
Coding region: 284-2956 (890 amino acids)
Source: RefSeq, a predicted model, not a curated record